Molecule: messenger RNA, 1743 nt
Organism: Insectozyma verbasci
Lineage: Eukaryota; Fungi; Ascomycota; Pichiomycetes; Serinales; Debaryomycetaceae
Source: the annotation of a GenBank genome assembly
AUGAAUUUUAAUCAAACUGGUUCAACAUUAAAUUAUUUGAUUCCAAAUAAUCCCCAAGAGUUUACUCCAAUAUUUAAAGAAUUAUCAAAUUUAAAUAUACUUGAAAGAUUAUGGGCAAGUUGGUAUUUAUAUUUUAAUAAUGAUAUAUUAUCCACUGGUUUAUUAUUCUUUUUAACUCACGAAUUAACAUAUUUUGGUAGAUGCUUACCUUGGUUUAUAAUAGACAACGUAGCAUGGUUUAGAAAAUAUAAAAUUCAAGACACAAAAUUACCAUCAAACAAAGAACAAUGGGAAUGUUUCAAAAAAGUUUUAAAAUCACACUUUCUCAUUGAAAGUUUACCAAUUUGGUUAUUUCAUCCAUUAUGUCAACAAUUAAACAUAAUAUUUGAUGUUCCAUUUCCAAGUUGGAAAAUUCAAUGUUUUCAGAUUGCGAUUUUCUUCUUUUUAGAAGAUUUAUGGCAUUAUACAUUUCAUAGAUUAUUCCAUUGGAAUUGGUUUUAUAAAUAUAUUCAUAAAGUACAUCAUAAAUAUGCUGCUCCAUUUGGUUUGACUGCUGAAUACGCUCAUCCAGUUGAAGUUAUGGCUUUGGGUGUUGGUACUGUAGGAUUUCCAAUUUUAUAUGCUUAUUUAUCAACAAUUUAUGAUAUUCCACCACUUCAUUUAUUUACUAUAAAUACCUGGAUUAUAUUAAGAUUAUUUCAAGCAAUUGAUUCACAUUCUGGGUAUGAUUUCCCAUGGUCAUUACAUAAUUUUUUACCAAUUUGGGCUGGUGCAAAACAUCAUGAUGAACAUCAUCAUUAUUUCAUUGGUAAUUAUGCUAGUUCAUUUAUAAUGUGGGAUAAGUUUUUCAAAACAGAAUGUGGAGAUUUAGCUAGAAGAAGAAGGGAGAAAUUAGAUUGAAUAGAUAGUUUAAUAUAUAUAAGUGAUAUACUUAAAUCAAAUUAGACGACAUAACAAAUAAUAACAUAGACGACAAAAAAUAAAAAAGCGCGAUCUAGAAUCUAGGGCUAUAACCCAAACCGGCACGUGCUAGAUGUUUAAUAAUUUUAAUGCGCAUCUAUUCCUAAUACUAACAAAAUUAGUACUAAAGAAAAAAGUUUCAUUAAUUUUCAUUUUGAUUAUUACCAAUAACUAAGUCAAACAGUAUGUUCCAAGAUAUCAAAUUAAACGUUCAAACGGAUAGAAAAUGUAAAUGAGAGUGUUAAAUACUAACAGUCGUUUUUAGUGUCAAGAUUAAAUGAAUAUCAAGUCAUUGGUCGUCGUUUACCAACUGAUUCAGUUCCAGAACCAAAAUUAUUUAGAAUGAGAAUUUUUGCUCCAAACACAGUUGUUGCCAAAUCAAGAUACUGGUAUUUCUUACAAAAAUUACAUAAAGUUAAAAAAACAAGUGGUGAAAUUGUUGCUUUAAAUGUUAUUUCAGAAACAAAACCAACUAAAGUUAAAACUUUUGGUAUUUGGAUUAGAUACGAAUCAAGAUCAGGUAUCCACAACAUGUACAAAGAAUACAGAGAUGUUACCAGAGUCGGUGCUGUUGAAACCAUGUAUCAAGAUUUAGCUGCUAGACAUAGAGCUAGAUUUAGAAACAUUCAUAUUUUAAAAGUUGUUGAAUUAGAAAAAUCUGAUGAUGUCAAAAGACAAUAUGUCAAACAAUUCUUAGCUAAAGAUUUAAAAUUCCCAUUACCACACAGAGUUCAAAAAUCAAAAAAAUUAUUCCAAGCUCAUGCUCCAACUACUUUUUACUAA